GAAAGAGAAAAUAUCAAAAUUUUAGACCGCCAUUCUUGUUUAUAUAUAGAUAGAUGUGUCAUGAACAGAGAAAUUUAAAGUAAAAAAUGGGAGAAAGAAAGGUCCUGAACAAGUACUACCCACCAGAUUUCGAUCCAUCAAAGCUCCCUCGGAUUCGGAGGCCUAAGAACCAGCAAAUUAAGGUUCGGAUGAUGCUUCCGAUGAGUAUCCGCUGCAACACGUGUGGUAAUUACAUCUACAAGGGUACGAAGUUCAAUUCCCGCAAGGAAGACGUUGUUGGCGAGACUUAUUUGGGUAUCCAAAUAUUUAGAUUUUACUUCAAGUGCACUCGGUGCUCGGCUGAGCUUGCAAUGAAAACAGACCCACAAAAUUCAGAUUAUGUUGUGGAGUCUGGUGCCAUGAGAAAUUUUGAACCUUGGCGUGAUGAGGAUGAGCAAGUAGAUAAGGAAAAACAAAAACGGGAAUUAGAAGAAGUGGGGGAUGCUAUGAAAUCUCUGGAGAACCGAACACUAGACUCCAAAAGAGAGAUGGAUAUCAUGGCUGCAUUGGAUGAGAUGAAGUCCAUGAAGUCAAGACACGCUACUGUCAGUGUAGAUGCAAUGCUUGAGGCCCUGCAACAUACCGCUGCUCAAAAGGAGAAGAAAUUGGAGGAGGAGGAUGAAGCACUAAUAAAGUCAGUUGUUUUCCAUAAUUCCAAAGAUUUCAUUCGGCGGAUUGAUGAUGAUGAUGAUGACAACAAUGGUACCCGUCUAAUUCGUCCUCCAACUAGCAGUAUUGAGGCUUCGAGUGCCAUUCUGGUUUCCAAUGGAGUUUCAAGAGGAAAGCGAAAAGAUGUCGAGUCUUUAAUUACACUUACCAAGUCAUCAACCAUUAUAGUUAAGAAGUCAAAAGUGGAGGAGAAAAAACCUGACGAGUGCAAUGGCAGCGUACUGCAGUCGUUGUGUCAAACUUAUGGGAGUUAUGAUUAGAUGACAAGAUGGUUCUCCGCAGCUGAAAUUUUCAACUUUCAAAUUUUUGGCACCUGUUAUUAGUCUAUUAUAAAAUUUGUUAAAAUGUUCAUAAUAUACAUUUAUACAGCAUUGUAAGAAAUCAAAUUUUAUUAUGGGGAUCAACUUCAUUUCCAGCCCUUCCCAAAAAUUUCUAAUAAAGUAAUAUAAACAUUUUCAACUUA
Cannabis sativa is the source of this 1171-nucleotide messenger RNA. RefSeq lists its product as uncharacterized. The coding region runs from base 87 to 968 and encodes 293 amino acids. Gene Ontology annotation, cellular component: U2-type catalytic step 1 spliceosome. NCBI's taxonomy places the organism in Eukaryota, Viridiplantae, Streptophyta, Magnoliopsida, Rosales, Cannabaceae. The record is from RefSeq and is a predicted model, not a curated record. Gene Ontology annotation, biological process: mRNA splicing, via spliceosome. The transcript is spliced from 7 exons.